AACCCAAGAUGGAGUGCUGUCGUCGAAUAUUAAAAAGCUUUAACCGUAACGGUGAGAACAAGUACCGGAAAAGUCCGGCCGUUAAAGAUGUCAACAACGCCAACAACGGUUCGGCGCUGAUUCGGGCAGCCAUGGGGGGUAAAGAGCAGCUGGUCAAAAGUCUUGUUCGGGGUGGAGUUGACGUCAACAGUACAAACAGGCACGGCCAGACGGCUCUUAUGGCCGGUGUUAUUUCUAAAAAUCUGGACAUUGUGGAGUUUUUAAUUCAAAACGAGGCGAAUAUUAAUCUAACAGAUAAAGUAGGUCAAACUGGCCUGAUGUACGCGGCGAAGAAAGGGUUAAAAUCUAUAGCUCAGCAUCUGAUAGAGAAGCACGCGGAUUUAACGGUGCACGACAAACACGGAAGAGAUGCACUCAUGGUUGCCUCGGAGACCGCGCAUGCGCAUAUCGUGGAGCUGCUUCUAAAAAAAGGAGCGGAUGUCAAUAGUAAAAGUGAAGGCGGGAUGAACGCGUUGAUGUUCGCAGCGACGAAAGGAAAUAUGAAUGUGAUCGAAGUUCUGAUCAAGUACAAUAUCGAUUACAAUGCGAUCAAUGAUAAAGGACAAAACGCGUUGAUGAUCGCUUCGUUUCAGGGACACAGUAAAGCCGCGGAGUAUUUUUGUGCAAUAGGGUUGGAUGUGAAUUCCGUCGACAAGGAAGGCUGGAGCUCUCUUAUGUUCGCGGCGUACCAAAACAACGUCAACGUUAUCAACACGCUGUGCAAACAUUCAGCCAAGAUGGACGCUAUCAACCGCCAUGAUAGAGACUGUUUCAUGAUAGCCGCCGAGCGAGGUCAUGUGAACGCUGUUCAGGCGUUGUUCCAGCUGGGAUGUAGCGUGAAUGCCGUAGACAAGGAAGGCUGGACCCCGCUCAUGAUUGCCUCCCGUGAGGGUCACACGUGCAUCGUGGACUGGUUGUGUAAGAACGGGGCGACGGUCGACGCGGUGAAUAACACCGGGCGGACGGCGUUGAUGAUUGCGUGUCGGCGCGGACACACGAAGGUGGUGGAGAUUUUACUGGGUAGAGGAUCGGACGUGAACAAAUGUGAUAAGAAGAAAUGGGACUCGCUGAUGUUCGCGGCACAGGAAGGCCAAAUCGAGACGAUAAAAAUUUUGUUGAAACACAAGGCGAACAUCAAACACGUAAACGAAAAGGGCUGGUCAAGUUUAAUGAUGGCGACUUGGUACGGGCACCUUAACGUCGUGGAGUUUUUAUGUCAACAAAAACACGCUGGUAAACUUUACAAAAUCAAAUCUUUAGACACGGGGUCUGAUAAGCAAUCGGAUGAUGAUGAUCUUAUUAAUAUGUCAAAUCACGAUGGCUAUACAGCUUUGCUUAUUGCUUGCAAAAAAGGGUUGGAAGAAAUUUUGUACGUUUUGUGUGAGCACAAAGCUAACAUGCAAGCGGUAAAUAAAGACAACAGGACAGCGUUAAUGCUGGCUUGUCAGAACGGACAUUUGAAAAUUGUGAAGGCGUUGGUCGAGAGAGGGUGUGCUGUGAACGCUAAAGACAAAAAGUCUAUGACAGCGCUGAUGUUCGCAGCGUAUGGUGGGUUUUUGGACAUGGUCCAGUUCCUGUGUAAUAACGGCGCUGAUGUUAAUGUCGUCGAUCAGGACGGCUGGAACUCUUUGAUGCUGGCCACGUCUCGCGGGCAUCUGGAGGUCGUCGAGUUUUUAUACCGCGACGGCUGCGACGUCCGGUUUCUUCAAGAACGCGGACUGAGCGCGUUGCAUAUCGCCGUGAAGCUCGGCCACCUCCAGCUCGUGCAGUUUUUCGUCAACAACAGCGAGCCGACCAACACGAGGUCAGGGGUCAUCAUCCUCCCUGCUGACCUCAACGGCAAGGACAAAUACGGCAACACCCCGCUGAUGUUGGCGUUAAAGAAAGGUAACCCUGAGAUCAUUGACGUGCUCCGGUCUGCUGGUGCCUCUGUGGGCAGCCUGACGGACAACCUGCAGUUCCUGUCCCCCAGGGGCGUCCUUAACCUUUCCAGUGACGCAGGGUCAAGUCCUCUGACGGAAACAUCUCCCUCCCACGCGGCGUGGAACUACAAUGAUAACGAUACGGAUGUUUUCUUCAUCAACAAGAACAUCCAGAGAUUGUUCAAAGGUACAGAGUUCAACAGCUCGCGGGAAGAAUUCUCAGACGUCAACACAGACUUCUCCUUUAGCAACGAAGACAACACCUCCGAGGUGGGGGAGAGGGCGAUCCUGCACCCCGGCACCCCCAACAUGCGGCUGGUGAAGCGACUCAGUAAGGCCAACAAAGGAAGAGCCAAGAAAACUGGCAAGUUUAUGUCAGUCCUACGUGACUCCAACCGACAGUUUUCCUGGGCACCCAUGGGGGAGGUGGGGCAGGCGUGA
This is a messenger RNA of Physella acuta, 2402 nucleotides long. Its product is annotated as ankyrin repeat domain-containing protein 50-like. Gene Ontology annotation, molecular function: protein binding. The record is from RefSeq and is a predicted model, not a curated record. NCBI's taxonomy places the organism in Eukaryota, Metazoa, Mollusca, Gastropoda, Physidae.